AUGAGCUCCAAUAAUGCUAAACUGGAAAGAACACUACAGCGAUUUCAAAAUAAGAUCGAAAUAGGUGAUUACUAUGAGGCGCAUCAGACGUUGAGAACAAUUGCAAAUAGAUACGUAAGAGGUAAGGCAUACUCUGAUGCAAUCGAUCUUGUGUUUCAUGGUGCAGCAGCCUUUCUAAAAGCAAAGCAGGGUGGAUCAGGUACUGAUCUAAUCUUUUACCUGCUUGAAAUUUAUGACGUUGCAGAUGUGAGGGCUGAUGAUGCAUCAGUGUCAAGACUAGUGCAAUUACUCGUUGCGCUCAAUCCAGAAGAACCAAAUUUGAGGGAUGUUGUCACUGGUAUGAACAAUUGGUCCAUCAAACACGGAGAAUAUAAAUUUGGUGACCCCUAUUUGCACAACGCUAUUGGCUCGAAAUUAAUUGAAGGUGGCUACGCCUACGAAGCCGAAAGAUAUCUAAUGCUUGGACCACAUGAAUCCUUGGACAAAUAUGUGAGCUUUUUAUGGGAAUGGUACCAGCAAGAAUGCGACGUUGAAACGUUUGGCGAUUUCUUGAGCAGAUUGAUAUUCAACUACCUGUUCAUCUCAAAUAUUCAAUACGCGUUUGAGGCGAGAGAUAAAUUUCUACAACGGUUUAUCGAUAAGUACUCGCCAAAAGUGCAGGUAAUAGAGAAAAAAAAUGCCAAGAUGUUCUAUUUCGAGGACUUCAGCGAGUUGAAUUUUCUGCAACUGAUUUUGAUAACAUGUCAAACAAAGGAAAAGAAUUUUUUCAACAACUUGAAGGACCACUAUGCAAACUGUGCUGAAAAGUACAGUGCUGAACUAGAAUUUUUAGGUCAGGAGUAUUUUGGCAUAGUAGCUCAGAGGCAAUCCAACUUCUUACAGGACAUGAUGGCGGGAUUUUUAGGUGGCGGUGCUUCCAAAGGCCUAAAAUAA
Messenger RNA from Zygotorulaspora mrakii, 933 nucleotides. RefSeq names its product protein GET4 (gene GET4). The transcript has a single exon. Gene Ontology annotation, cellular component: TRC complex; cytosol. Lineage: Eukaryota; Fungi; Ascomycota; Saccharomycetes; Saccharomycetales; Saccharomycetaceae. The record is from RefSeq and is a predicted model, not a curated record. The coding region runs from base 1 to 933 and encodes 310 amino acids. Gene Ontology annotation, molecular function: protein binding. Gene Ontology annotation, biological process: protein insertion into ER membrane.